AUGUCGUACUUGACGAUUGGGUACACACGUGGCGAGACGCCCUUCUGGGCCAUCUCCAUCGUCGACUCAACGCCCGCGCCGCACCCGUACGCCGACAUGCUCGUUGGCUCGGGCGUGCAUCAUGGGGCGGGAGCGCCGACGCUAGAGGAGUGCAAGGACACCUUGCUGCGCGCGGCGCUCGCGGGCAAGAUGGGGAUUGCGGUCACGCUGGAGACGCACGAGGUGGUGGCGCCGGACGACAGCUCGGAUGAGGAGUGGAACGGAGACGACGACGAGGAUGAGGAGGAGGACGGUCGCGUUUACUUGGACGCGUCGAAGUGUGGCCGCGUGCGCUUGCACGCGGUGCAAGGACCUGCGCAGUCGUCCUCCGGCCUGGGGGUGGACGACGAACGGCGCAAGAGCCUGGCCGACAAGGGCUGGGCACGCCGCACGGCGGUGGUGAACAGCGUGGCUCGAAUCCUCUCAGUACCCUUUGCGGUGGUGCAUGCCGGCGCAGCGGCGGCAGAGGGCUGCACCGCGACGGCGGAGGAGGGAGCGCUGCUGUACGCGCGCGAGCUGGGAACGGAGGCGUCCGCAGAAGCGGCGGCAGCAGCGGCGGCCGAGUCUAUGACGGCGGCGGAGGCGGAGCAGGCAGCGGCGGCACAGGGCUGCACCGCGACGGCGGAGGAGGGAGCGCUGCUGUACGCGCGCGAGCUGGGAACGGAGGCGUCCGCAGCAGCGGCGGCAGCGGCGCCGGCCGAGUCUAUGACGGCGGCGGAGGCGGAGCAGGCAGCGGCGGCAGAGGGCUUGACACUGGUGCGCUCGUCGCGCUCCAGCACCGGGUUCCAAGGCGUGUGCGCACAUUCGAAUGGGAGAGGCUUUAACGUGGCGCGCACGCUUGAUGGUAGAACGCAGUACAUUGGCUGCACCGCGACGGCGGAGGAGGGAGCGCUGCUUUACGCGCGCAAGCUGGGAACGGAGGCGUCAGCAGCAGCGGCGGCAGCGGCGGCAGGGGCGGCAGCGGCGGCGGCCGAGUCUAUGACGGCGGCGGAGGCGGAGCAGGCAGCGGCGGCAGAGGGCUUAACACUGGUGCGCUCGUCGCGCUCCAGCAGCGGGUUCGAAGGCGUGUACGCAAAGUCGAAGGGGAGAGGCUUUAACGUGGCGCGCACGCUUGAUGGUAGAACGCAGUACAUUGGCUGCACCGCGACGGCGGAGGAGGGAGCGCUGCUGUACGCGCGCGAGCUGGGAACGGAGGCGUCAGCAGCAGCGGCGGCAGCGGCGGCAGCGGCGGCAGCGGCGGCAGCGGCGGCAGCGGCGGCAGCGGCGGCAGCGGCGGCAGAGGCGGCAGCGGCGGCGGCCGAGUCUAUGACGGCGGCGGAGGCGGAGCAGGCAGCGGCGGCAGAGGGCUUGACAUUGGUGCGCUCGUCGCGCUCCAGCACCGGGUUCGAAGGCGUGUGCGCAAAAUCGAAGGGGGGAGGCUUUAACGUGAGCAAAUGGGUGCGCGGUGCAAAGCAGUACCUCGGUUACGCCGCGACGGCGCAGGAGGGUGCGCUGCUGUACGCGCGCCAUCUUGGCGCGGAGGCAUCGGCUGCGACCGAUGCAGCGGAGGACGAGUACGCGGGACGCCAGGCGGUCGAGAUGUCGAAUGCAGCCGUAGAAGGGAGUAGAGAGGCACAACCAGCGACGGCGUCAAGGACGCGGCCCAGGCACAAGCUCAUCCACGGACGGCGCGUGCAGCGGCUGAUGGGUCUGCCCGCCGAGAUACACGCCCUCGUGCUCGAGCACCUCGCAGCCAGCGCACCGCCGGCCAGCUUCGUGGCGUGCGCCGCCGCCUGCGCUGCGCUCUUGGAGGUGUACACGCGGCACCGCGCUCAGCUCUGGUGCUCUGCGCUCAGCCGCCGGGUUCGCCUCCAGGGUGCCCUGCCCGGUGUUCAGCGCGACUGGCAGGCACUCUACCGAGCAUUACUCGGCGGGCGCGACGGGCUCGAGGCCAAGGGGUGGGCGGACGACAACAAGCUCGACAAUGCGGACGAGAUGCGCCACGCGUGGUGGCAGGCCGACGCGCUGGCGUUCAGCGCCGCCAACGGGCUGGUGCUCGUGCGCUAUCGCGGGUACGAGGACGAGGGUGAAGACGAGUGGAGGCCACUCACGCAGCUGCGCCCUUACGAGGAGCGGCCCUCCGCAUUGUGGCGCUCGACGAAGCGGACCAAGGGUGAGGCGGUGGAGGUGGCAUGGGCGCCGCCAGACCACCCCACUGCUAGGUGGGAAGCCAAGGUGAUCGCGGUCCGCGCACGCAAGGCAAAGGUGCGCUUCCUCGGAUUUGACGCGAGCUGGGACACCUGGCUCCCGCAUGACUCGGACGAACUGUUCCCGGCACGGGCGGGGAUUCCCUCCAACCCGUCAACUUAG
Molecule: messenger RNA, 2388 nt
Organism: Emiliania huxleyi CCMP1516
Lineage: Eukaryota; Haptophyta; Isochrysidales; Noelaerhabdaceae
Exons: 3
Coding region: 1-2388 (795 amino acids)
Source: RefSeq, a predicted model, not a curated record